AUGGAAUUUUAUCAGGAAUUCAAGAUAAAAUUAGAAGAAUUUAAUAAACAUCUAAAUGAACUAACAGAUGGAAAUUCAUUGGAAGAAACUUUAGGUCGUCUUGAACCAAUAAAGCAGGCAGAAAUACAAGCAAAUUUAGCUUACUUUAUACAGGAUCUAGUUUAUAUUCUAUUAAACGUUAGAGGUAUAGACACAACCGCACACCCUAUCAUACAAGAGCUGAAUAGGAUAAAGCUUCAGUUCGGCAAGAUAAAGCAUUCAGAACAGAAACAGCAGUCACAACAGUCCAUAGACAAACCAGCUGCAGACAGGUUCAUUAAAGCUGCUUUGCAGUUCCAACAGAAGUCUACAACUAGCGACAAUAAUCUCAAUAAUGAAAGUAGUAAUGACAAUAAUAAUGACAAUAAUAAUGACAAUAAUAAUGAAAGUAAUGUCCGUACAGAUAAGAACAAACGAUCGUCGGAUAGUCACCCAACAAAGCCAAUGAAGUCAAAGAAAAGUAAAAAAUCAUCAAAGUAA
This is a messenger RNA of Wallemia mellicola CBS 633.66, 519 nucleotides long. RefSeq lists its product as hypothetical. The record is from RefSeq and is a predicted model, not a curated record. Gene Ontology annotation, biological process: regulation of gene expression; maturation of 5.8S rRNA. Gene Ontology annotation, molecular function: RNA binding; DNA binding. The transcript has a single exon. Gene Ontology annotation, cellular component: nucleolus; exosome (RNase complex). Bases 1 to 519 code for a protein of 172 amino acids. NCBI's taxonomy places the organism in Eukaryota, Fungi, Basidiomycota, Wallemiomycetes, Wallemiales, Wallemiaceae.